AUGUCUUUCAACAAUUGUUUAUCAUCAUCUUCUGUAUCUCGUCAACCUCUGUCAACUACAACAAAUCUCAAUGAAAUAAAACCACCACAUCAUCAUUAUCACUAUCAUUAUCAUUAUCAUUAUGCACCAAUGACAAUAACAACUAUUGCUCAUCCAUUCUAUAAUUAUUGUCAACAAAAUCAAGAAUGUUCAAAUACAUUUGCAUUAGUACCAUCAAUGCCCAUGAUUGAUCAUCAAAUACAAUUAAAUUAUAAAGAAAAUCUUCAUCAAAAUUCAAUACUUAAAUUACGUCGUUGUGUUUCUUUAUUUCUUCAUUUAAUUGAUAAUUCAUCCAUAUCUGAUUUUCUUAAACAUGACAAACAUUUUCGACAUGCUGAUAAAUAUUUAUUAGCAAUGACAUUAAUUUAUUUUUGGCGAGCUAAAUUACGUGAACAUUAUUAUACAAAAGAUUCGUUUUAUUUAGCAUUAUGGUUAGCUCAUGAUUCUGUUGAAGAAGAUCUUACAGCUAAAUAUGGAUUAUUACCAUGGGCACUUCAAACAAAUGAUGGUCGUCCAUCAGUUGAUUUAAAAAAUGAUUUUAAAAGAUUUUUAACCAAAAAAAAUGAUUUAUGGACUCGUAUAGGCUUUCGAGCUCGAGUUACUAAAGAUGAAUGUGAUGAAAUUAUGCUUAUUCAACCAAAUCAUUGGCUUUGGCAAAGAGAACGAUCGACUGAUUAUCAUAAAAAAAUGGCUAAAUUAAAUCGACGACAAAAAACUGAUACAAUAAAUAAUGAAACUAGUUGUUCAUCUUCUUUGUCAAUAUCAACUGUUGAUGAAACAAAUUCGAUGGAUACUUUAAAUGGACAAUCAGUUCCAGAUAAUAUUUCGAUGGAUACAGCAAAUGAUGAAGAUUGUUGA
Messenger RNA from Adineta steineri, 897 nucleotides. The record is from the annotation of a GenBank genome assembly. Lineage: Eukaryota; Metazoa; Rotifera; Eurotatoria; Adinetida; Adinetidae.